Anolis carolinensis (green anole) is the source of this 702-nucleotide messenger RNA. Its product is annotated as cytochrome c iso-1/iso-2. NCBI's taxonomy places the organism in Eukaryota, Metazoa, Chordata, Lepidosauria, Squamata, Anolidae. The coding region runs from base 251 to 568 and encodes 105 amino acids. The transcript has 3 exons. The record is from RefSeq and is a predicted model, not a curated record. Gene Ontology annotation, molecular function: heme binding; electron transfer activity. Gene Ontology annotation, biological process: mitochondrial electron transport, ubiquinol to cytochrome c; mitochondrial electron transport, cytochrome c to oxygen. Gene Ontology annotation, cellular component: mitochondrial intermembrane space.
GUCAGUGAAGCCGCCAUGACAGAGCAGGAACAGAUAGGGAAGGAGUGGGUGAGCACAGGGUCAUAUCGCCUGAGCCUCCUUUCCUCCUAGAACGGCAGUGCCUUUGAAACAACAUUCAAGUGAGAUGGCAGUCAUUUCUUUGUACCUGAAGGACCGUAGCAGAACUGCCACCGUCUCACAUCAACCCAGCAGGAAAAGCUUUGGAAAGAAGGCCAAGACAUGAGGAAAAGCUCAAUAAUAUGCAGUGAUCAUGGGUGAUGUUGAAAAAGGUAAGAAGAUAUUUGUUCAAAAAUGUUCGCAGUGCCACACGGUUGAAAAAGGUGGAAAGCACAAGACGGGGCCAAAUCUUUGGGGACUCUUUGGCCGUAAAACAGGACAAUCUGCCGGAUUUUCUUACUCCGAUUCAAACAAGAAUAAAGGUAUUGUCUGGAGUGAAACUACAUUAAUGGAAUAUUUGGAGGACCCAAAGAAAUACAUUCCUGGAACAAAAAUGAUUUUUGCUGGCAUUAAAAAGAAGAACGAGAGAGCAGAUCUCAUUGCAUACUUGAAAAAAGCAUGCUCUUCAUGAAACAUUGCAGCUUCUGUGAUUUCAGAAGUAUUCCCUGUUGGCAUUAUACUUGCAGUACUAUUGAUGUUCCAUUAUUGUCCCAGUGUUUGUUCGUAAGGCAUUGCCUGAAAGAAAAUAAAACAUCAGCCUUUUCA